AUGGCGUUUACUUUGGACCCACUUGAGCACCUGGCAAUUUGCCUGAAGGAAGCAGAGGAAAAGGCUAAGGCUUUAUUGGAACAGCUUACAGUCUCUGAAGGCACAAAAAGAAAACUGCUUGAGCAAGUUUCCUGGCUGGAGCAAAAAGUAGAGACUGUGAACAGAAACAGCGUCAGUGGAGAACCGUAUGAAAACAUGGCUGUCAUGAAAGACAAGUACAUUGAGAAGCUGCAAGCUGAAGUAAAAGCUACCCAGGAGCAACUUGCAGCCUACAUAAAACUAAAGCACAAAGAGACAGCGAAAAAGCUACAAACUGACUUGGCAAUAGCUAAGCAAGAGGCUGCCAUCACUGUCCUGGAACUCAAUGAGAAGAUAGAGAUGCUCUGUGAAGGAAGGACUGCCCCUAGAGCAUCCGAUUCACUGGAAGUGCUCUAUGGAGGCCUCCUCCCACCAGUGGGAGAAGGUGAUAGAAAGAUUAGCUUCAUUGUGGAGCUGUCCACCCAACUCUCCCUUCAGACUGAGAAGAUCACUCAGCUGGAAGAAGUUUUAGCAGAAAAGGAAAGGAAGAUUCAGCAGCUGGAAGCGGAGCAGUGCUACCGUCUUCCCCAGGCGGCAGAUCCUACAGAAGGCUAUUAA
Messenger RNA from Nannospalax galili (Upper Galilee mountains blind mole rat), 636 nucleotides. RefSeq names its product coiled-coil domain containing 192 (gene Ccdc192). NCBI's taxonomy places the organism in Eukaryota, Metazoa, Chordata, Mammalia, Rodentia, Spalacidae. The record is from RefSeq and is a predicted model, not a curated record. The transcript is spliced from 5 exons. The coding region runs from base 1 to 636 and encodes 211 amino acids.